Gavialis gangeticus (Gharial) is the source of this 7551-nucleotide messenger RNA. RefSeq names its product transcription factor 20 (gene TCF20). Gene Ontology annotation, cellular component: nucleus. Bases 354 to 6200 code for a protein of 1948 amino acids. The record is from RefSeq and is a predicted model, not a curated record. Gene Ontology annotation, biological process: regulation of transcription by RNA polymerase II. NCBI's taxonomy places the organism in Eukaryota, Metazoa, Chordata, Crocodylia, Gavialidae. The transcript is spliced from 7 exons.
CUGUCAUCAGCCAGUCUGGCCUGACACAUUGAGCCCAGGCUACUGAGUAUUGUCCUAAAAGCAGAAAGAGAGAAAAAAAGGAGAGAGAAAGAGAGAAAGAAAGAAAUCACUCAAUCAGUCACAUGACUUGACAGGAUUUGUGACCAUUCCUUUCUGUUGCAACAAAGAGUUUUCAAUACAUAUCCCAAGCCCCCCCCCUCCCCCCAACACAAGGAAAGGAGCUAAGAUGGGACAAUAAGGAACCCUUGCAAGAAUAUUUUUCUCCAUGAAGAGAGCUACCUUCUUUUCCUCAGCCUGUCAUGUAGAAAGUUCAUAUGGAGGGCUGCUGACCUGUUACUCUGCUGCUGAACAGCAUGCAGUCCUUUCGGGAGCAAAGCAGUUACCACGGAAACCAGCAGAGCUACCCACAGGAAGUGCACGGCACAUCCCGGCUGGAAGAAUUCAGCCCUCGCCAGCAGGCCCAGAUGUUCCAGAGCUUUGGAGGAGGUGCUGGCAGUGGACGGCGUGGAGCAGCGGGGACCUCUGCAGCAAUGCCUGGUGAGAGCUCUGGUCAUCAGAGCUACCAAGGUUUCAGGAAAGAAGCAGGAGAAUUUUACUACAUGGCUUCCAACAAAGAUGCUGUAGCAGCAGGAGGACAGCAACCACCUCAGCGCAGGCCGUCUGGGCCAGUGCAGAGCUAUGGACCACCACAAGGGAGCAGCUUUGGGAGCCAGUAUGGAAGCGAGGGACAUGUGGGCCAGUUUCAAACGCAGCACUCAACCCUUGGGGGUGUCUCUCACUAUCCGCAGGACUAUACUGGACCUUUCUCUCCAGGGAGUACCCAAUAUCAGCAACAAGCUUCUAGCCAGCAGCAGCAAGUACAGCAACUGAGACAGCAAAUCUAUCAAUCCCAUCAGCCCUUGCCACAGGCGUCCAGCCAACCUGUAUCUAGCGCCUCCCAUUUGCAGCCAAUGCAGCGUCCAUCUGCGUUGCCUUCCUCUGCUUCUGGAUACCAGUUACGAGUGGGUCAGUUCAGUCAACACUAUCAACCCCCUGCUUCUUCUUCCUCCUCUUUUCCUUCCCCCCAGCGUUUUGGCCAGUCGGGACAGAAUUAUGAUGGCAGUUACAGUGUGAAUUCUGGUUCACAAUAUGAAGGCCAUGCUGUGGGUUCCAGUGCACAAGCUUAUGGAACCCAGUCUAAUUUUAACUUUCAGACUCAGCCAAUUAAAAGUUUUGAGCAAUCUAAGAUGCCCCAAGGUGGACAGCAGGGGCAGCAGCAACAGCAUCCCUCACAGCAUGUAAUGCAGUACUCAAAUGCUGCUACCAAGCUUUCACUUCAAAGUCAAGUGGGACAGUACAGCCAGUCUGAAGUCCCUGUGAGGUCACCAAUGCAAUUCCAUCAGAAUUUUAGUCCUAUUUCCAACCCGUCUCCAGCUGCCUCUGUAGUUCAGUCUCCAAGCUGCAGCUCCACUCCAUCUCCUCUCAUGUCAGGUGGAGAAAAUCUUCAGUGUGGGCAAGGCAACAUGUCCAUGGGCUCUAGAAAUCGGAUUUUGCAGAUGAUGCCUCAGCUCAGCCCAACACCAUCCAUGAUGCCGAGCCCCAAUGCUCAAGCUGGGGGCUUCAAGGGAUUUGGGUUGGAAGGGUUGCAGGAGAAAAGGCUUACAGAUCCAGGUCUGAGCAGCCUAAGUGCUCUAAGCUCUCAAGUUGCUAAUCUUCCCAACACAGUCCAGCACAUGUUGCUUUCAGAUGCCUUGGCACCUCAGAAAAAAGGUUCCAAAAGAUCAUCAUCUUCUAAAAAGGCUGACAGCUGUACAAACUCAGAAGGCUCCUCCCAGGCAGAAGAGCAACUCAAGUCUCCUCUGGCAGAAUCUCUUGAUGGUGGCUGCUCCAGCAGUUCAGAGGAUCAUGGAGAGAGAGUGAGGCAGCUGAGUGGCCAGAGCACUAGUUCAGACACCACUUACAAAGGGGGCAAUGUAGAGAGAUCCAACUCCUCACCAGCACAAGGCUCUCAGAAUGAGCCACCAAAACUCAGUACCAGCCCUGCAGCUAGGGAAGAUGUGUCUUCCCCUGAUGGAAAGGAAGCCUUGGUAGCAGCAGAGGCUGCCCCAAAAGUGAAUGAAAAGGCGGUUGGGGUGAUUGUCUCCCGGGAGGCCAUGACAGGCAGAGUAGAAAAGUCAGGUGGGUCGGAUAAACCCACACAAGAUGAUGUUUCCACAGCUACCCAAGCAGCUCCUGGGUCCAGUGGAUUGAAAGAAACUGGGCAAGUGAUGCCACAGCCAGAGUCUCAAGGAGGGAGUAAAGGGAGUAAAAGUGGGGAUAACAACACUAACCACAACGGAGAGGGUAGCAGCCAGGCUAGUCAUACAAUCCUGGGGUCAAGUUUUCCUGGUAGAACAGAACCUUCCAAAUCUCCUGGCAGUUUAAGGUACAGCUAUAAGGAUAAUCUAGGUGCUGCCAUGCAGAGAAAUAUUGGUGGCUUUCCUCAGUAUCCUCUGAGCCAAGAAAAAGGGGAUUUUCCAGGGCAUAGUGAGCGAAAGGGGCGGAAUGAGAAAUUUCCCAGUCUCCUACAGGAAGUUUUGCAGGGGUAUCACCAUCACCCAGAUAGAAGAUAUGCUAGGAAUGCUCAGGAGCAUCCAGGAAUGGCUGGAAGCUUGGAAGGAGCCAUGAGGCCCAACGUUUUAAUUAGCCAAGCCAAUGAAUUAACCAACAGAAGCCUUCUAAACAAAACCAUGGGAUCACUCCUGGAAAGCCCCCAUUGGGGCCCCUGGGAUAGGAAAUCAAGUGGCACAGCUCCUGAGAUGAAACAGAUCAAUCUGGCUGACUAUCCUAUCCCUAGAAAGUUUGAGGUGGAAUCACAGUCUUCUGCCCAUGAAGGAGGUGCACUAUCAGAGAGGAGAUCUGUUAUCUGUGACAUAUCUCCACUAAGACAACUGGUUAGGGACCCUGGGCCUCACCCAGUUGGGCACAUGGGUCCUGAGGCCAGAAGUGGAAGAGGUGAGCGGCUUACUCCUGGUUUAGGCCAGUCAGUCAUACUCCCUGGUGGCCUGGUGUCCAUGGAAACAAAGUUAAAGUCUCAUAGUGGGCAAAUAAAAGAGGAAGAUUUUGAACAGUCAAAGACCUCAGUCAGUCUCAACAGCAAGAAAUCUGGUGAUCACUGUCAUCCUCCCGGCAUCAAACAUGAAUCUUUCCGAGGGAAUGCCAGCCCUGGAGCUGCAGUCUCUGAUGUUACUUCAGACUACAUCUCCCAGCAAGAGAGCAGGUCAACCCAAAUGAGGCGAGCCCCUGGCAGAAUUGGAAGCGGCAGGGAAGGUAUGAGGGGAAAAUCGCCUUCACAGUUUCAGGAUCUGGCUGAUAAACUGAAGAUGUCACCGGGCAGAAGCAGAGGCCCAGGAACAGAUCUCCACCACAUGAACCCCCACAUGACACUGGCUGAGAGGGUCAGCAGGGGUUCUUUACACUCUCCAUUUGCUCAGAACUCUGAAGGCCCAUCUUUGGCUUCAGCAUAUCAUGCAAACACUAGGGCUCAUGCUUUUGGUGACCCCAGCCAGAGUUUGAAUUCCCAGUAUCAUUACAAAAGGCAGAUAUACCAGCAACAGCAAGAUGAAUACAAAGAGUGGAGCAGCAGCGCUGCUCAGGGCGUGAUUGCUGCAGCUCAGCAUAGACAGGAAGGGGCAAGGAAGAGCCCAAGGCAACAGCAGUUCCUUGACAGAGUAAGAAGUCCCUUGAAAAAUGACAAGGAUGGAAUGAUGUACAUCCAGGCCAGCUCUUACCUUGAUGCUGGAGGUCAAGAAACUGGGCGCUGUAUCAUGGGAAGUGAUGGUGCUCAAAACAAGUGCACCGAAUUAAAACAUGGUAACCAGAAGAUGCAGCAACAGGAAUCUGGUUGGGAUCUGUCCCGGCAGACCUCUCCAGCCAAGAGCAGUGGUCCUCUAGGAGCAGCCAAUCAAAAAAGAUUUUGCCCUCCGGAUGGUGAUGGGCACAGGCGAGAAGAAUCUACAGAUUUGCCGAAGCCGAGUAAUGCCAUGAUGAGGCUCCCUGGCCAAGAAGAUCAGUCUCCUCAAAAUCCUUUAAUUAUGAGGAGAAGGGUCCGUUCUUUCAUCUCUCCUAUUCCUAGCAAAAGGCAGUCACAGGAUGCAAAGAAUAGUGGAACAGAUGAUAAGGGGCGACUGCUUCCUUCAUCAAAGGAAGGAACUGACAAAGCAUUCAACUCUUAUGUCCACUCAUCUCAAGGCCAAGAUGCUGGGAAGUCACUGUCAAAGGGCGAUCCUUCCAAAGAUCUUCCUAUUCCUGACAACAGGAAUUGCCCUGCUGUUUCUCUUACAAGUCCAGCUAAGACCAAAAUAUUGCCUCCACGGAAGGGACGGGGAUUAAAACUGGAAGCUAUUGUUCAAAAAAUUACAUCCCCCAACAUCAGGAGAAGUGUUUCCUCCAACAAUGCUGAAACUGGUGCAGAUGCUGUCACUCUUGAUGACAUCCUUUCCCUCAAGAGUGGACCUGAAGGUGGGAGUGUGACCAGUCAUGGAUCAGAAACUGAGAAGAGAAAAGGAGAGACUGCAUCAGAUCAAAUGGGGACAGCGGGCCAAGAAAUGGUGGGUGAAAUGUCUCUAUCAAGACAAGAAGAGUGGCAUGGCAGCGAAGAUGAUAAGGUCAAAAAGGAGACAUCUGAAGUAGUUAGUGUUAGUAAAGAAGGAUCAGGGACUAGUGUGGCCCCACCAUCUUUGCAGAAGUCUGGUAUACAAGGAAGAUCUGACGCUUCUGUAAGUGGAGCUGGAACUCUUACCUUUUCUGACUCAAAAACAGUCUCCCCGUCUAAUGUGUUUACUUCUGAAUUGAACCCAAAGUCUGAAGAAAAAGAUGGAGACAUUACAAACAUUUCACCCAAGCCAGAUGGCUUCCCCCCAAAGGGAUAUUUCCCCUCUGGAAAGAAAAAGGGGAGGCCCAUUGGUAGUGUGAACAAGCAGAAGAAGCAGCAGCAGCAGCAGCAGCAACAACAACAGCAGCCGCUGCCACCGCCUCCACCACCACAGCCACCAUCCCAGUCAUCAGAAGGUGCAGGUGGUGGAGAGCCAAAACCUAAGAGACAAAGGAGGGAGAGGAGGAAACCUGCAGCACAGCCAAGAAAGAGGAAAACUAGACGGGCUGCUCCCAUUGUGGAGCCUCAAGAACCAGAGAUCAAGCUGAAAUAUGCCACCCAAUCUGUAGAUAAAACUGACAACAAGAACAAGUCCUUUUUCCCUUAUAUUCAUGUGGUAAACAAGUGUGAAUUAGGUGCAGUGUGCACAAUCAUUAAUGCUGAAGAAGAGGAGCAGAACAAGUUGGUGAGGGGUCGAAAGGGGCAGAGGUCCUCAACUCCCCCUCCUAGCAACACUGAGAGCAAAGUGCUGCCCACAUCGACUUUCAUGCUGCAGGGCCCAGUAGUAACAGAGUCUUCUGUCUUGGGGCAUCUGGUUUGCUGCCUGUGUGGCAAGUGGGCCAGCUAUCGCAACAUGGGUGACCUCUUUGGGCCUUUCUAUCCCCAAGAUUAUGCCGCUACACUGCCCAAAAACCCACCUCCCAAGAGGGCCACAGAAAUGCAGAGCAAGGUCAAGGUACGGCACAAAAGUGCUUCUAAUGGCUCCAAGACUGAUACAGAAGAGGAAGAAGAACAGCAACAACAGAAGGAACAAAGAAGCCUGGCUGCCCAUCCCCGCUUUAAGAGGCGGCACCGCUCUGAGGACUGUGGUGGGGCCUCUCGGUCACUUUCAAGGGGAGCUUCUUGUAAAAAAGCAACCACUGAGGGUGUCAGUGGCAGUGAAAAGACUCCUUUGGACUCAAAACCCCCGAUGCCCACUUCAGAAGGUGGCUCUGAGCUGGAGUUACAAAUUCCUGAACUACCUCUUGACAGCAAUGAAUUUUGGGUCCACGAGGGUUGUAUUCUCUGGGCCAAUGGGAUCUACCUGGUCUGUGGCAGGCUGUAUGGGCUGCAGGAAGCUGUGGAAAUAGCAAGAGAGAUGAAAUGUUCCCAUUGCCAGGAGCCAGGAGCCACCUUAGGCUGCUACAACAAAGGCUGCUCUUUCCGAUACCAUUACCCAUGUGCCAUCGAUGCAGAUUGUUUACUAAAUGAAGAGAACUUCUCAGUGAGGUGCCCGAAGCACAAGCCCCUCCCUCCUUGCUCUCUUCCCUCCUUGCAGAACAAGAUGGUGAAAGGCAGCCUCAGCACAGAGCAGUCGGAGCGGGGGUGAGGGGGGAAGUGUGUUCCUGGGAAUGGAAAUAAAAGCAAGCACAGGUUAGGCUGUUGAGAUAAAGGGCGGUGGACAUUCGUGACUGAAUGGAUUCUCUCCCGCUGUGCAGCCAUGCCCCCUCUUGAUGUGCCUGCCAAUGCCAGCACUUCCUUCAUAAAUUCGUACAUCACACUCAAAACUGAUGACAUCACAGAAUAUGACCAAGGAGUCUGAACCAGCUGUUUCCAUGGACACAAUCUCCAUAGUGACAGUGGGGAGGGGAGGGAAAAGAGGAAACAGGUGGGGGGAAUUAAAGAGGGAGGGAUAAAUAUAUAUAUAUAUAAAUAUAUAUAUAUAAAGAUCUAUUUUUUAGUCUUGAAAGACUUUGUUUUAAAUGAAAGGUGCGCUAUCCCUUUUUAUGCUUUUGAUUACAUUGUGAAAACCCAGAUAAAUUCAAAAUGUCUUCUAACUCCCAGAAAAUGUUAAGUCCAAAAUGCUCCUGAAGCUUCACGUUUAGUUGUUAAGGAAGUGGAGGUAGGAGCUCCCCUAACCAAAUUAGGCUCCUUCCGCUCACCACCUCCCAACAGUUUCCAGAAGAAGAGUUCAAGGUUUAAAGAAAACAGCAUCGUGACAAAUUGUCAGAGGGGUGAGAGGAAGGACUGGAUGGCUGCAGGCAAUGGGAUGCUGGUAUCUGCGGGACAGGAGGUUAUGACUUUUUUUUUUCUUUUCAAGAAACACUAUUUAUUUUUCAUUAACAGUGGAAGCCUGAAGAAUAUCUGAAGACUCCUAGGUCAUGUGACUUGUGAAGUAAGAGGUAGCUGCUGCUAGCUAAAGUACACACACGCUUAUACCUUUUUCAUCUGGAAACAUCUUCACCAAAUGGUGGGAUGGGAACUUCUGUCAUUUCUGGCAAUGAUGUACACCCCCAAAUCAUUCCAAGAAGCUGCCUUCUGUUUUGAAGGCAGGCUAGAGGAAGAUACUGGUUUGCCUGCCAAGUUGGGGAACUGCACGGGAAAUCUGAAUGUUGGUGGAAUCCAUGUGUGUGUAAACUGUUCAGGAAACUCCAGUUAGCCCUUCUUCUUUGUUUUUGUUUUUUAUUUUUUUUCAAAGGAAGGAAGGAAGGGAGAAUGUCAGUUUAACAGCCUACACUCUAUGGUUACUUUGGGGGUUUUUUGUAAAUUGUGUAAUUUUUAAACAUUUUGAGUUUUAAAAACAAACAAAAAUUUCUCUUGUUAAGGCCUUAAGAAAGGGGUUAGUGCAUCUUUCAGGGGUCACUCUGCCAUGGGAAUAAAAUAGCUGUUUCACAAACAGUUUUAUAUAAAAAAAAAAGCUUAAAAAAACAAAAAAACUAAUAAACUUCAUUUUAACCUUG